GCGGCAUUGAAGUUUUUGAAUCCACAUUCCACUCCACCCCCACCCUAUUUUCCUAUUUUUAUUCGAAUUUCUCUCCAUGGAUGAAGCAGCACGCGCCGCUGCAAUCCGCCGAACAGCUCCGGCAUCCAAUCCUCCUUCACCGCCUUCCGACUAUUGUCUCAGCAAACGACAAAUCAUCGACUUGUUCCAGAACUGCAUUAAACUCGCCAGCGAAAAUAAAAUAAACCAUAAGAAUACGUGGGAGUCGAAGCUUAUUGAUCAGCUUAGUGAUAUCAUCAAAGUUGAUGCUGCAGAAGCUGAUUCACAGACUAAUUUCCAAAGGGCAAGUUGCACGCUGGAAGCCGGCGUCAAAAUUUACUCUGUCAGAGUGGAUGCUGUGCAUGCUGAGGCCUAUAAGGUCCUAAGUGGGAUCAAUCGAGUAGGGCAAGAAGAUGUACAUGAGAAUUGUUUCUAUACCUUGUAAAUUUUGGUAUAAUUUUCUUGUAGUGCUCUAUUGCACAUAGGGAUUUUUGCCUUUGCUCAGUUCCUAACAUAGUGGUUUGGUGACAGAGAUGCACUAAGAGGGUGGUAACUGUCACACCCCAAAACCCGAAUUCGAGGCGCGACAGACGCCGUGCAUUCGUGAGUGGAUCCCACAAAUGCACAAGGCUCGGAACUUAUUCAAAUCACAACCUCAUGCCACAAAAUCUCAAGAUAAAAUUUUACAAUCUUCUCUAACAUCAUAAAAUCUCCAAAUACACUCUAGCUUGCAAGAGCAUGAUUUAUUUCUAAAUCUAUACCAAUCUCGAAAUGGCUAGCCUUCUACCUCGUCACUCCCCUCGGUUUCCCCGUCCUCGGUUUCGCUUCCUGAAAUGGUGGAUAAGGAAAACUAUGAGAUAAACUCAGUAAGUAAAUAUGGAUAGCCCUUGGGUAAAACUUUUAAGCAUGCCAGAUAAACAGUUUAAUAACAAAAUGUUUCACGACAAACCGUCAAUGCAGAAGAAAACUCAGUUCAGUAGUCUCAUCUAUAAGUCAUGGCCAGCGUUUAUAAACCUCCCACUGGCGGGCACAGUAGUUGCCAAUGUUUAACCCCAUAGGCAAGGUUACAGAAGUGCCAGUGUUUAACAACUUCCAC
Rubroshorea leprosula is the source of this 1114-nucleotide messenger RNA. Lineage: Eukaryota; Viridiplantae; Streptophyta; Magnoliopsida; Malvales; Dipterocarpaceae. The record is from the annotation of a GenBank genome assembly.